This is a messenger RNA of Diaporthe batatas, 1920 nucleotides long. RefSeq names its product AAA family ATPase CDC6. Gene Ontology annotation, biological process: DNA replication initiation; cell division; mitotic DNA replication checkpoint signaling. Bases 1 to 1920 code for a protein of 639 amino acids. Gene Ontology annotation, cellular component: nucleus. Gene Ontology annotation, molecular function: ATP hydrolysis activity; DNA replication origin binding. Lineage: Eukaryota; Fungi; Ascomycota; Sordariomycetes; Diaporthales; Diaporthaceae. The transcript is spliced from 2 exons. The record is from RefSeq and is a predicted model, not a curated record.
AUGGCUGUGAGCGUACUGGGCAAGAGGACCCGAGGGCUUCCUGACCUCAAGGAGCAGCAACUGCCCAAUACCAGACGCUGCACAAGGCGCACUAGGAGCUUCCAGCAAGGCAAUGACGAGAACGAGGACCCCGAGACCACAAUCGACAUCGAGGCAGAGGCCGAUGACCAGUCGGAUUCGGAGGAAGUCGCUUUCUUCAGCCCAUCCGUGACCCGCACGCCGUCUGCACGCCGUACCAGAGACAUCUUCAAAUUCGAGGCAUCAGACUAUCAUGCCAAGGCUCCCAUAACGCCUUCCACCCCUCGUCACCGGGAUGUCUUCGCCAAAGUGCCCGUUACCCCUCGACACAGGGUCAUGUCUGUGGGCAAGCUGUCCCGUCGGAUGACACCCAAGACCCCCCAGACACCUUCAACAUCGCAGACCAUCUACCACCAAGCUCGACAACUCUUCUCACGGAGCGCCGACCCCGGUCAGCUCAUAGGGAGAGAAGAAGAGAGAAACACGCUGCGCAGUUUUCUUGAGCGCAGCGACUCGUCUCAGCCCUACGGCUGCCUCUACGUCAGUGGGCCACCAGGAACUGGUAAGAGCGCCAUGGUCAACGAGGUUUCCAACGAAUUGGUCGCCGAGUCAUCGACAGUUCGCAAAGCCUACGUCAACUGCAUGAGCAUCAAGUCGUCGAAGGAUCUCUAUUUCACCCUAUUGGAAUCGUUGUGUGACGAGACCGAGAUGACCGAGGAGGAUGCCACUACGAUGCUGCAAAAGAUGUUUGUCCCGAAAAAGAAAUCGUCGAGCGUGUACGUUGUGGUACUGGACGAGAUCGACCACAUCCUGUCUCUUGACCUCGAAAGUCUCUACAAGGUAUUCGAAUGGUCGUUGCAGAAGUCUUCCCGCCUUCUCCUGGUCGGCAUCGCCAACGCACUGGACCUCACAGACCGCUUCCUCCCGCGUCUCAAGUCACGAAACCUCAAGCCUGAACUUCUGCCAUUUCUGCCAUAUACCGCGGUGCAAGUUAAGACGAUCAUCACAAAGCGCUUGAAGAGUCUCCUUCCGAGCGACAAAGCUGCCUCGGACUUUCUUCCAUUCUUCCAUCCCGCCGCUAUUGAGCUGUGCUCCCGCAAGGUGUCCAGCCAAACUGGUGAUCUGCGUAAGGCCUUCGAGGUCUGCCGACGGGCCUUGGACCUGGUCGAGAAUGAGACACGCCUGAAUGAGGAGAUUGAUGCAAAGGACCAGAUUCUACAGAUGACACCUUCACGGAAAGUUCUGGGAGAGAUGAAGAACGAGACAUCGCCAGGAAAGAAGACUGGAAGAAGUGUUUCGUCUAUUGUGUCCAGCUCUCUGCGCUCUCUCACAGUCGAGACAGCACCACGCGUCAGCAUUGCUCACCUCAACAAAGUGACGGCGGCGGCCUUCAGCAAUGGUGCCAACCAGCGCCUCAAGACGCUGAACCUGCAGCAGAAGGCCGCCCUGUGUGCCCUGCACGCACUUGAGAGACGAAAUCGCGAAGCCUUUCAAAACAGCGCAUCUGGCAUAGCUGGCAAAUCUCCUAGGACGCCAUCGAAAUCCAAUGUCACGGCGCCUACUAUCAAGACGCUGUUCGACACAUAUGCUCUUCUCUGCAAGCGAUCCGACGCGGUGGCGCUGCACCCACUUUCCAGCUCCGAAUUUCGGGAAGUCGUGGGCAGCCUGGAGACCUUGUCUCUUGUUGCCGCCGUUGACGGGAAGAACGGAUCUUUCGUCGCCGGGUCACAGCCAGGUACCCCAAGUGGCAGGAAAGGCGGAAGGAAAGCCGCUUUUGUGGGCGGUACUGCAGACGACAAGAGGGUGGCCAGCUGCGUCGGAGACAGAGAAAUCAAUCAGGCUGUCGACGGGCUCGGGGCUGAUAUCCUGAGGAGCAUACUGAGCGGAGAAGCUCUAGACUGA